This is a messenger RNA of Ahaetulla prasina, 15068 nucleotides long. RefSeq names its product protein tyrosine phosphatase receptor type U (gene PTPRU). The coding region runs from base 46 to 2793 and encodes 915 amino acids. Gene Ontology annotation, molecular function: protein tyrosine phosphatase activity; protein binding. NCBI's taxonomy places the organism in Eukaryota, Metazoa, Chordata, Lepidosauria, Squamata, Colubridae. Gene Ontology annotation, biological process: protein dephosphorylation. The record is from RefSeq and is a predicted model, not a curated record. The transcript has 23 exons.
UGAAAUGGGAAGAGCCGGUGGAACCCAAUGGUCUCAUAACGCAAUAUGAGCUACCAGAGCAUUGAAUCCUUUGACCCAGCAGUCAAUGUGCCUGGCCCACGACGCACCGUCUCCAAGCUCCGAAAUGAAACUUAUCAUGUUUUCUCCAAUCUCCAUCCUGGGACAACCUAUCUUUUUUCAGUAAGAGCACGAACCGGCAAGGGCUUUGGUCAAACUGCUCUGACUGAGAUCACCACCAACAUCUCAGCACCUAGUUUUGAUUAUGGAGACAUACCUUCACCACUGGGAGAGUCGGACAGUACCAUCACUGUUCUCCUGCGGCCAGCACAGGGCAGGGGUGCCCCAAUCAGCACAUACCAAGUCAUUGUGGAAGAAGACAGACCUAGGAAGAUCAAGCGGGAGUUAAGUGGCCCAGAAUGCUUUCCAGUGCCACUCACUUUUGAUGAUGCCAUGUCCCGGGGCUUGGUUCACUAUUUUGGAGCUGAACUGUCCCCAGGCAGCCUCACAGAAGCCAGACCCUUCACCGUAGGGGACAAUCAAACCUAUAGUGGUUAUUGGAAUCCUCCACUGGAACCCAAGAAAGCCUAUCUCAUCUACUUCCAGGCUAUGAGCAAUCUCAAAGGGGAAACAAGGCUGAAUUGUAUCCGAAUAGCUCGGAAAGCUGCCUGUAAAGAAAGCAAGCGUCCCUUGGAAGUUUCCCAGCACUCAGAGGAAAUGGGUCUCAUUCUGGGCAUCUGUGCUGGAGGACUGGUGGUGUUGAUCAUCCUCCUUGGGGCAAUCAUCGUUGUCAUUCGGAAAGGGAAACCUGUCAACAUGACCAAAGCCACAAUCAACUACCGCAAUGAGAAAACACACAUGAUGAGUGCAAUUGACCAGAGCUUCACAGAUCAGAGUACCCUUCAGGAAGAUGAGAGGCUGGGAUUAUCUUUCAUGGAUACUCACAAUUACAACAACAGAGGUGAUCAACGUUCCAACAUUGUCAAUGAGUCCAGCAGCCUUUUAGGGGGGUCCCCGCGAAGGCAGUGUGGACGCAAAGGCUCCCCCUAUCAUACUGGGCAGCUUCACCCUGCUGUCCGAGUGGCCGAUCUUCUCCAGCACAUCAAUCAAAUGAAGACAGCGGAAGGGUAUGGCUUCAAGCAAGAAUAUGAGAGUUUCUUUGAAGGCUGGGAUGCUUCAAAGAAGAAAGAAAAGACCAAAGGGAGACAAGAUCACAUGCCUACCUAUGACCGACACCGGGUUAAGCUCCACCCACUUCUUGGUGAUCCCAACUCUGACUAUAUCAAUGCCAACUACAUUGAUGGUUACCAAAGGUCUAACCACUUCAUAGCCACACAAGGCCCCAAACAGGAGAUGGUCUAUGAUUUUUGGCGGAUGGUGUGGCAGGAACACUGUUCCAGCAUAGUGAUGAUAACAAAGCUGGUAGAAGUGGGAAGGGUUAAGUGUGCCAAGUAUUGGCCAGAUGACUCAGAGAUGUAUGGAGACAUUAAAAUUACCCAGAUGAAAUCAGAGACUCUGGCAGAAUACGUGGUUAGGACAUUCGCCCUGGAAAGGAGGGGCUAUUCAGCAAGGCACGAAGUAAAGCAGUUCCACUUCACGUCAUGGCCAGAACACGGGGUGCCCUACCACGCCACGGGGCUGCUGGCAUUCAUCCGCAGAGUCAAAGCUUCUACACCUCCUGAUGCAGGACCCAUAGUUAUUCACUGCAGCGCUGGCACUGGACGGACAGGUUGCUACAUUGUCCUGGAUGUGAUGCUGGAUAUGGCUGAGUGUGAAGGAGUUGUAGACAUUUACAAUUGUGUGAAGACUUUGUGCUCACGGAGAAUCAACAUGAUUCAGACUGAAGAGCAAUAUGUCUUCAUCCAUGACGCCAUAUUGGAAGCCUGUCUCUGUGGAGAGACCAGCAUUCCCGUCAGUGAGUUCAGACCGACAUAUAAAGAGAUGGUUAGGAUAGAUCCACAAAGCAAUUCAUCCCAGCUGCGGGAGGAAUUUCAGCAGACUCUGAAUUCUGUAACACCCCACCUGGAUGUGGAGGAGUGCAGCAUUGCUCUUCUACCACGCAAUCGCGAAAAAAAUCGGAGUAUGGAUGUGCUGCCUCCAGACCGGUGCCUCCCUUUUUUGAUCUCCAUGGAUGGAGACAGCAACAACUACAUCAACGCGGCCUUAACUGAUAGCUACACCAAGAGUGCUGCUUUCAUUGUAACCUUGCACCCCCUACAAAACACCACAACAGAUUUCUGGAGGUUGGUAUAUGACUAUGGCUGCACCUCCAUCGUUAUGCUAAACCAGCUCAACCAGUCCAAUUCUGCCUGGCCUUGUUUACAAUAUUGGCCAGAACCAGGCCUUCAGCAAUAUGGACCGAUGCAGGUGGAAUAUAUAUCUCGGUCAAGUGAUGAAGAUGUUGUGGCCCGUCUUUUCCGGGUGCAGAACAUAACACGGUUACAGGAAGGACACUUGAUGGUCCGGCACUUUCAGUACCUGCGGUGGUCAGCCUACAGAGAUAUUCCAGAUUCGAAAAAGUCUUUCCUGAAUUUAUUAGCCCAAGUAGAGAAGUGGCAAGGAGAGAGCGGCAAUGGCAGGACCAUUGUCCAUUGUUUGAAUGGAGGUGGACGGAGUGGUACCUUCUGCGCCUGCACCAUGAUCCUGGAGAUGAUCAGGUGUCACAAGCUGGUGGAUGUCUUCUUUGCCGCAAAGACCCUUCGCAACUAUAAGCCAAAUAUGGUCGAGACCUUUGAACAGUACCACUUCUGCUAUGACAUAGCCCUGGAACAUCUGGAUUCACUAGAGACCAGAUAGCAUCUUGUCCAAGCAUCCCAAAGUUGCCAGCAGAGCAGAGCCUAUACAAACUCAACCCAUGUACACAGUGUUGUGCAUAUGCCAGCCAUGAGUUUGAUACCUGCGUGUCAUUUCUAUGUAUAUGGAUACUGGAGUAUGCGGAAUGGGCAUUUCCGGUGGGUCUCUUUGUGACGCUAAGACUCAUCGGUAGGAAAGAGAACCAGCACUACAGACAGCAGCAGACAACAAGCAAAACCCAGCCUCUGUCAACCCGUUCGCAGGAGACUGGAAGAAGCGAUGGGAUUUCUUCUGAAAGCUUAAAACGCUUUCUGGGCAGAAAAGAUCAGCUUGCAGUUGUCAUUCUUUGGGAAAGCAACGUGGGACUCAAACGCUCAUUGGACUUGUACAGCUUUCAUUCUCUCUUUAUAGCCACCUCUUUCUUGUCUCCAAAUGAGUGCCUGCCUCCAAAGAGAGUUUGUAAAUUGCUAUGUGGCAGGAAAACUGCUGUAAAAAAACAAAACCAAACCAAACCCCAGUCAUUUAAGAGGAAAGAAAGCACAAAUGCAUCUUUCUUUCAAAUUGAGGUGUUCAGAUAUUCUUCAUAACCACCGUAACCAUAUAUACACCUGGGGUGUUUUUGUUCCAAACAAGCUUUGGAAGAGCCUUACUUAGACCAUAGAAUCUAGGAUUGGAAGAGGCCUCGGAGGUCUUCUAGUCCAACCCUCUGCUCAAGGCAGGAGACCUUAUACCAUCCCACUCAAAUGGUUGUUUGAAAACGUCCAGUGAUGGAGCACCCACAACUCCAGGAGCAAGCUAUUCCAUUGAUUAAUUGUUCUCACUGUCAGAAAAUUUUCAGAAUAAUGGCAUGUCUGCAGCCUGCAGCCCCUGUCAGGCAUCUUUCCAGGUAGGGGUACCUAACCAUAAAACUUCCUCAAUAGUGCAACCCCUUCAACAACUUUGCCACAAGAAGUCAUGCACAGAUGCAGACUUCAUAGAUCACCAACAAGCUUGUAAGCCAGAAGAGGAUCAGUUCAUAAGAAUGAUUAAGCAAAGGGGCAUGAGUGAGUAAGGAAAGGUACUAUCAAUCCAGAUAAUUCUGUUUUAGAGUCAAGUGUAGACUUUCCUGUGUAUGCUGGUGGCGGUUUUGGAAUGAAAACGCAAUGACAAAUAACUGUUUUCGGCACUUAUGACUAAUGUGGUGGGAAGACAUUGGGUGAGCUGGUUGGGUUUGCUGGAAUAGGUAGCUUUAUAUUGCCUUUGUGCAGUUUGGCUUGGAGUCAGAAUUUACAGGAGUUAGUGUUGAAAGAUGCCAGCAUAAGAAUAUGAAGGAUGGGCAGGUAUGUUUUUAUAAGAAUCCAAGACCUUGGAUCUCAUUUCUUUCUUUUGCUCCAUCAGCCAAGCUAAUCAGAUUAUUUCUACAUCUCCCACUCUUGGUGCAAGGUUCUGUUGAGAUAAUUAAUAGAGGAGUUUUUAAUGCAGAAUAGCACUAGAGCAGGGGAUGUGCUCUGCAUGAAAAGUGAGGUACGCCAUUCAUUUAUUUAAAGAGCCACAGACACUCCAGAUAGGCUUAGCAAAUUUUUACCAAACGUGGAGGACCUGCCUAUUCAAAACGUUUGGCCAUUUCACUUAAAAAGCCCAAACUCUCCAAUUUUCAGGCAACAAGAGGCAGACAAGUGCAUGUGCGAAAGUUGUUUUUUCAAAAAAAAAAAAAAGCAGAGUUGUUAAUGUGCCUUUGUAUCCUUUAUGAAAUGCAUCACACUGAUGUAAAUGAAUGGUCUUCAGCUGGAGCCAUAAUGAGGGAGUAAACAGCAUGGAAGUGGCAGUUGUCAUUCAAAUGAUUGAAGCCCUGCCCCUUUUUGGUGCACGAGAUCUGGGGUAUGCUUCAAAAAUUUUAGCAAGGGGUUCUCUGCCCAGCUGCUGGGUGGGCGUGGCCAUGGUGGGCAUGGCCUACUCGGCCUCCUGCACCACGAUGGAUGAUGGGGGUUGGCCUCCCUGGGCUCCGGAGGCUUUCCUCGAGCCUCCGGGAGGGUGAAAACAGCCUCCCCAGGCUCUGGAGGCCCCCUGGAGGUUGGAAAAGGGCUCAUUUCCAGACUUCCUGAACUUCCGGGAGGCACAUUUUUCGCCCUCCUCAAGCCUCUGUGCACACCCUACACUUACCUGCAUCCAAAACGGGCCGCAUGGGGACUCCUGGGAGGGGCGGAGUGGGCGGGGCCAGCCAGGAGUGGGAUUUGGGGGUUCUCCGAACUGCACAGAAUCUUAACUAGAGAUUCCCAUGAACUCCUGCGAACCCCCCAGCAGCCCCACCCCUGCACAAGAUGCAUAAAACACACAUUUAAAAAAAGGGACGGCUUCAGGUGCCUGGUGGCACCCAUGAUUUUGAUCCCCUUCCUCAUGAAACCUCUGGAUUUCAGGCCAUGAAUCUUUUUUUUCCCCUUUUUUUUCAAAUUACUUUUAGUCCUGUCAACAAAGAGCAUUAGUCACUGUGUUGAUAGAUGCAGUAAAGGAAGACGAUUCUUCUAGGUCAGGAUAUUGAUUGAAUUAGCCAAGGGAAAGAAGAUCCGUUGGUUCCCAGAACAGAUAUAGAGAUGAUGCAUUCCUUCUGGGGGGGGAAAAAUGGGUGAAAAAGAAGCAUAAAUAUGAACGGAAACUUUUAGGAAUGGUAUGGCAGCUUACAUUAUUCCAUGCAUCUACCAAUUUGAUAAGGGGAUGUGGUGGCUCAGUGGCUAAGAUACUGAGCUUCUUGAUCGAAAGGUUGGCAGUUCAGCGGUUCGAAUCCCAAGUGCCGCAUAACAGGGUGAGUUCCCGUUACUUGUCCCAGUUUCUGCCAACCUAGCAGUUCGAAAGCAUGUUAAAAAUGCAAGUAGAAAAAUAGGGACCACCUAGGAAGAUAGCAGUGUUCCGUGUGCCUUUGGCAUUGAGUCAUGCUGGCCACAUGACCACGGAAAUGUCUUCGGACAGUGCUGGCUCUUCGGCUUUGAAAAGGAGAUGAGCACCACCCUCUAGAGUCCAGAACGACUAGCACAUAUGUGCGAGGGGAACCUUUACUUUUACCAGUUUGUAUGUUCUGGAUUUUUUUUGCCCAAAUGUCACAUUUCAAGACUUUUUGGGAAGGAGAGAAAGGAAAGACCAUGGCCAUCAGUAAGACGUGCUAUUUUGGAUGCAGUCCCUUCCUUUUGUGGGGGAGGAGAAAAUAAGUGGGGGGAUUUAAAGCUUUUUCCUCCGCAGUGAACUCUGGAGAAAGUGAAAUGACCCUUCUCCGGAAGUAGCAGCCAAAUAGAGUAGAGCAAAGAGAUAAAGAGAUAUGGAAACAUUCAGAAGGAAGACAAAUGUGUAUCAUAACAUAAAGUGUUAAUAAAUGUAAUCCCAAAUGGGUGAUUGGACAGAAAGUUCUUUGCAAGAGCUAAGUUGAGAAACGUCUUAGGUGACAGAGCAAGAAUUGAUUAAAAAGGGGGAAAAAAGAGACUAGAUUUUGCUUCCAACUGGUAUGGUGCCUCUUAGGAGACCUAAGACAUUAUUUUUCAAGUACUCCAAGAAAGUUUGAGAGGACAAUCCUAGAUAUUCGUAGCUAAGCACAAUGGUAAUGUGUGUGUGAUGUCUUUUGUUACCGAUCCCAAGGUCAGAGGCAAGUAUGUAAUUCAUAGGUAAAUCAAGCAUCGUCAGAUACUACAUGUUUCAUCACUUGAUGCCAUCUGUGUAUGAAGCCAGUGUGGAAAAAUAAGAAUGGAAUUGGUUCAAUAUACUGUAUUUUUUGGAGUAUUAAGACACACUUUUUUCCCUUCUAAAAGAGGCUGAAAAUUUGGGUGCGUCUUAUACUCCGAAUGUAGCUUUUCCUAAGCCUUUUUUCAGCCCUAACGAGGCGCUGGCGAAUGAAGCAAUCUCUGUGCUUUGCCUGCUCCCUCCAACUCUCAACUGUGCUUUAGAAGCUUUUUUCCAGCCCUAACGAGGUGUUACCUACCGAGUGAAGCAAUCCCCGUGGUUCGCCUGCAUUUCUCAUUGCUUCUCUCUCCAAAGAUCAGCUGUGCUUUAGAAGCUGUUUUUUUUAUCCCCAAGUAGGGGAUAAAAACUAGCAAACUAAUGUGCUGAAGCUGACCAGACUAAGGACGCUUAGCCAGAUGAAUACCUGGUAGGCAGGUUAUUUUUUUCCUGUUUUCUUCCCCAAAAACUAAGCUGUGUCUUAUACUCCGGUGCAUCUUAUACUCCAAAAAAUACAGUAGUUAAGAGACAAUCACCAGAGGUCCAGGUAUAACAUGUAGUUGUGCCAGAUUCAAGUAAGUGAGCAGACUAGAAUUAUCGAAAGGUAGAACAGAUGGGAACCUGAGGCUGAAACAGAAGGGCUGUCCUUUUUCUUUUCUUUCUUCCUGUGAAUGCGAAUGUGAAGAUGAAGAUUGAUUAAUGGGACUAGCAAUGUAUAGUGUCUUGCGUUUAAAGCAAAGACAGAUGCCAUGCGCACUGGAGUACAAUUUCAUAUAAGUACAGAAUAUGGGAGCUUGGAGAAAUAUUCUGCUUGUGGAAAGUCACAUUUUUCAUUCUGAAAAUAAGAGAAGAAAAGAAGAAGUCCUAGCUUCAAUGAUUGGUGAACUUUAAAUGGUACACAGUACUUGGAAAUAUCUUGGAAGUUGAAGACCACAUAUCUUAAAAUUGCCAAGGUUGAGAAACUUUGGCUUAGAAGUUUCCCUUUUAACUGAACCCUUGGGAAGUUCUCAAUACAGUGCUACCUCGGUAUUCAACUGCUUCAAAACUCAUCAAAUUUGGUACCCAGAACCAACCAGAACGGAAUUACAGAGUUGGAAGGGACCUGGGAGGUCUUCGAAUCCAACCCCCUGCUUAGGUAGGUAAUCCUACACCACUUCAGACAAAUGGUUAUCCAACAUCUUCUUAAAAACCUCCAGUGUUGGAGCAUUCACAACUUCUGGAGGCAAGUUGUUCCACUGAUUAAUUGUCCUAACUGUCAGGAAAUUUCUCCUUACUUCUAAGUUGCUUCUUUGGUCUGACCUAGGCUUCCCCAGCAGCACGAAGCCAAGGACUCAUCCCGAUAAACCCCUUUUAUUUAAUUUACAGUGAAUUCCUCUCCAGCAAAGUCUUUCUUCUCCCACAGUCUUUCAAGAUAGUUCACAAUUACCAACCUUUAUCAGGCUUGGAGAGUGGCCAGGCUGGUAUCUUUCAGAUGCCGCAAUACUUGGCAAGAAUGCAGGAAUGAACUAAUCGUUUCCUGCAAACUCCACUCCCCUUUUGCUCCUCUUUUAUUCCCUCUGAGAGGGACCAUUCAUCAUCCACCAAUGGCCUUACUCCCAAGUCGACCCUUGUUCUUUAGCUGUUCCCUUCAUCUGGCAACUCUGUGCAUGCGCACACUGGGAACAGGCUCCAGCUGUUCAUCUGCCUCACUGAUGUCUGAAGACAGCUGAUAACUGUCCUGCGGCCUUGGCCCCCUCUCUGCCUCUGAAGCAAAGCUCUCAUCAGAGCCUUCCCCAGACUCCAGGACUGACCCACGUUCCUCCCCAACCUCCUCACUGCCAGAUCUGCUGGUGGGUCACAACAUUCUCUCCUUGAUUAACUUGAUGCAUUUUGGAGCAAAAAUGUUGUCCCGGUACUCAUUCUUUGGUAUCUGGCACACUGCAAAAAGAAGAAGGGGAUGGCUGCAGGGGGUGGACAGGAAGUCAGCCAUGUUGGGAAGAUCCCUGACAUAGAAAAAAAAAAGAGGAUAGGCAGAAAGUUUUUCCCAGCCAAAACAAAGGUCAUGUGGUAAGUCUCCUGAUUUGUUUAGCACUUGUACUAUUUAGUACCCAUCCUAAUUCCCAGAACCAAUUAACAUUGAAUACCGCGGUGCCACUGUAAUGGGAUGUUCUUCUAAUUGGAGAAAUCCUUUUUUUUGGUGGGGUUGACGCUAACGCUAAUACCUUUAAAAGAUUUGAAGGGGCAGGUCCUGAUGCAAUUCUCAUGUAUCAUAUUCUCUAAAGGAAAACAAGGCGAAGGGUUUUUAUAUCUAUAUAAAUUUUAUUAUAAAAAAGCAAAGUACCUUUUUCAGGUCGAUGGAAGCUGAAUAACUUGUGUGGUGCUUAUUUUCAAGAUAUGUGUCUAUUUGUAGGUGAUAGAGCAAGGGAGGCCACGUUUAAAGAAUGGUUAUAUUUGAAAUGUCUAUUUCAUAUUACACGUUCACUACAGCCAGUCAAUUUUGAGCAUCACAUUCCCCAGCUUUCCAACCUUCAGAUAGGUUGGCAUUACAGCAGUGGUGAAAUCCAAUUUUUUUUACUAAUGGUUCUGUGGGGGUGGUUUGGUGGACGUGGCUUGGUGACCAUGGCAGGGGAAGGAUACUGCAAAAUCUCCAUUCCUACCCCACUCCAGGGGGAAGGAUACUGCAAAAUCCCCAUUCCUACCCCACUCCAGGGGGAAGGAUAUUGCAAAAUCCCCAUUCCCAUCCCACUCUAGGGGGAAGGAUAUUGCAAAAUCCCCAUUCCAUCCCCACUUCUGGGGGAAGGAUAUCGCAAAAUAUCCAUUCCCACCCACCCCAGGGGAAGGAUACUGCAAAAUCUCCAUUCCUACCCCACUCCAGGGGGAAGGAUACUGCAAAAUCCCCAUUCCUACCCCACUCCAGGGGGAAGGAUAUAGCAAAAUAUCCAUUCCCACCCACUCCAGGGGAAGGAUACUGCAAAAUCUCCAUUCCUACCCCACUCCAGGAGGAAGGAUACUGCAAAAUCCCCAUUCCUACCUCACUCCAGGGGGAAGGAUAUUGCAAAAUCCCCAUUCCCACCACACUCUAGGGGGAAGGAUAUUGCAAAAACCCCAUUACCUCCCCACUUCUGGGGGAAGGAUAUUGCAAAAUUUCCCACCCACUCUGGGGCCAGCCAGAGAUGAUAUUUGCUGGUUCUCCGAACUGCUCAAAAUUUCCGCUACCGGUUCUCCAGAACCGGUCAGAACCUGCUGGAUUUCACCCCUGCAUUACAUUGCCUAAAAUUCUGACUAGUGGUUAUAAGAGCUGGGAGCUGUAGUUUCACUGUCUCUGGAAAUGGUCAGAGUUGGAAAUGACUGAUUCUCGGAUUCUGUGAGAUAUUUUUUUUUAAAGUUCUAAUCUUUCAUACAAUCUUUGACCAUCUUUUACAAUAAAUAUAUAUAUAUAGUUUGACAUAACAAUUCAUUAUUAGGAAAGGGGAAGAAACAACAGGGCUAUAAACCGACAUAUCUAACUGAAAGUUUUGCCCAGUUGUAUACCUUGGUGAAGAUAUUUGGCCAUCUGAAAUGCAAGUAUGUGGUUAGCAUCCCUUAAAAAAUAAUAAGCAUAAAAUUUAUCAGUGUGGGUCUCAUAUUUGGAAGUGAUUGGGGCAAUCAGAGCAUAUCUUGGGGUUUCAUUAAAAAGCACCCUGAAUGAGAUCGUGGGUGAGAGUUUUUCCUCCCUCCUUGAAUCCACAGGGGCAAAGUCUCUCCAGAUUUAAGGACUCCCAUGAAAUCUUCCUAACCAGUAGAGCUGAUGGGAGGGCAUCAAAGCAGGCUCUGGAAAAGGCCCAUCUAUAUUUGCUUUGGGUUAGAUUAUAUAGAAGGGUGUGAUGGCUCAGCAGUUAAAGACACUGAGUUUAUCAGCUGGAAGACUGACAGCCUGCGUUCGAGACCCGAGUGCCACACGACAGGGCGAGCUCUUGUUGCUUCCCCAGCUCCUCCCCACCUAGCAGUUCGAAAGCAUGCAAAUGUGAGUAGAUAAAUAGGCACCACUUUGGUGAGAAGGUAAGAGUGCCCUCUACAUCUCAGCUUAUAGUCACGCUGGCCAUAUGACCAUGGAAAUGGUUUUCAGACAACACUGGCUCCCUUGGCUAAGAAAUGGGGAUGAGCACUGCCCCCUACAGUCAGAUACAACUGGGCAGGGGAAAACUUUAGCUUUGCUUAGGUUGUAUAAAUACCCUGCAGUAGAAGACUGGUGUCUGUCUCACAUUUGGCAAUAAAGAGCACCACUGGUAUCAUUUUGAUCAUCAGUGUCCCCGAUUCUCUCUUGUGCUAUUGAUUUGGCCAUCACUAGGGUUAAUUGGUGUAAAUAUUCAGGCGAGAGGUCAAAACUACAAAAUUUUGCUGUACAGAAAUGGUGCCAAUGAGAUUGGCAGCUAUCUGACAACAGCAGAGGCAUCUAGUCUGUAGGGUCAAACAUACUCUGGUUUCUCUUCAGCUGGUAUAAAUCUUUUCGCCUUUGAAAGGCACUUUUUUUAAAAAAAAAACACCAAUGAAAUAACCAACUAAAUAGUCUUAACGAUCAACUUGUCUAUUGUGCAAGAACUGAUCUACACUGUAGAAGUACUUAACUUUACAAACAGGAUAUGGUCCAACACAGAAAGAGAGGCGCUUAUUUCACUUGUGAGUCUAUUUUAAAAGCUCCUUUUUACGUUACUGUUCCUACUCAGAAUACUGACAUUAUUCCAUGGGCAAGAUAUCAGUUUUUGAACACGGAAUCUGUUGCUUUCAUUAUCGCAUCACCUGAGCUGCUAUUUUGAGAGGUGUUACCAGAGCUUACAUUUCCUGACUCAAAAGUACAUACUGUAAGAGCUUCUAAAUAAGUCACGUCUUCCCUUGUGGCUUAACCAGAAGUCUCGGGGAAAAUGUUCCAGUCCUCAAAUCCAUCUUUUCUACACACCCUUCUUUUACCAUGGAGAGGCUGUUGGGAUGAGGACAGGAGAUCUCUUUAGCUGUUCAAAUCAAAACUGUUCUAUAGGUUCCAAUAUAAAAGAUGGAGGAACUUGUGGUUCUCCCUUAUAUACAUUAUUGGACACCAUUUCCCAUUAUCCCCGGCCAGCAUAGCCCAUGAUGGCAAGAUGUAAGGGUUCCCACAUCCUCUGUUGCAUUUUCCUAAAUAGGAACGUCCACAAAGGAAUUAUUUAUGGUCCAGUUGAUAAUUCCAUUGGAAAGUUUUCCUGAUGGAUGUCACCAGAUUUAGACAAGUAAUGAUAUGAGGAUUGAUUGGGAAUGAGAUGGGUCUAUGGAUAUAUUUGUUUGACCUGCUGCCUUGAAAUGAACAAUUCUGCAUAGAGGAGGAAAUAGUUCUCAAAGGGAAACGCACACUUUGUUUUAAAGAAUAUGAGUAAUAUCACUUUGCAAGGCACCGUUCUUGUUUCUUCGGCUAUUAUCAGGAAAAUACCUCUUUUAAGAAAGCAGCUGCCAUCUGCAUGCAUAUGCACACUCUGUAUGGAUUAUAUCCAUUAUGCUCUAGCUUUCUUGCACUUUAGGGGGAAAAAAACAUAUUUCAAAGAUUUAAGCGUACCUAUUAGAAUGCCAGUCCCUCGAUUGAAAAUGAUAGAUGUGUAUAAGAAGGGAGAGUGAGAUCCUCUAUGAAUGUAGUCACAAACCAGAGUUUUCCUGUUUGGAAACUGUCCAGAGUACAAGAGAUGAGAGAGUUUGGGAUAUGGAAAUAACACCAGAUAAAUAAUGCAGAGCCUGGUCAACACAUUUUAAGACAGGCAUUGACCAAAUGGAGACGAUGUUCACCAGAAUGAAGGAGGGUUUUUUUGUUUUUUUUUGAAAAGUCCUGUGAGGAAUAGUUGAAAGAAUUGCUUACAUUUAGCCUGAAGGGGAAAAACAACAACAAGAAGAAGAAGAAGCGAGAUCAAGAGGAAAAAAAGGGGGACUUAUGCUGCAUUUAGAUGCCUCCCCAAUAACGAAGAAUAAAUUGUAGACUAUAAAACAGCGAUGGUGAACCUUUUCGGCACCAAGUGCUAAAAAGGGAGUCCGCGUGUGUGCGUCUGGGCCGCAACCCGGAAGAGGAGCUGCCCAGGGUGCAUACGCACGCCCCCGAAAAUCAACUUCUGAUUUCAGCUACUGGACUUCCGGUUUCAGCCAGCUACUCUUCCGGGUUUCUGGUAUGCGUGUACACGCGAUGAUCAGCUAGCCGGCACGCAUGCUCAUGCAGGAAAACGGAAGACCGGCUAGAAGAUCUUCUAGUUUUCUGGCACUGCUGCAGGCAAAAAGACUAGCUGAUCGGUAUGCGUGCACAUGCGCCAGAAACCCCGGAAGAGGAACAGGCGAUGCCACUUCGAGCACGCGUGUCAUAGGUUCGCCAUCACGGCUAUAAAAGAUAUGACAGAUAAACUUCAAUUCUAUGAAUGGCUACUUUACAAAGCACAGAUCAGCAUCACCUCCAAUGAGGCUGUAUGACAAGGAAGCAGAUUUGGGAAGAAAUUUCCUGAGGGAUAUAGCAAUAACAAUAACACUUAGAUUUAUAUACCGUUCCUUAAUGUUUUAAGGCAUUCCCUGGGCAGUUUACAAUGUCAACAUAUUGCCCUCCAACAAUCUGGGCCCUCAUUUUAGCAACCUUGGAAGCAUGGAAGGCUGGGUCAACCUUGAAUCGAAUUCCAGAUGGGGGCAGUUUGAAGGGAAAUAUUUGCCUGCAGUACUGCAUUCUAACCACUGCGCCACGAGGGUUCCUAUGAGAUUUCUCAAGAAUGUUUGGUUUCAAAGACCAUUAAAGGAUUGAAGGAGGGAAUGAAUAGACAUUUUUUUUGAGAAUGUUGCCGUACUUGCACAGGAAAAGGGACUGCUAGGUGAUCAUCUCUGACUCAAAGUGAUUUGAAGAUGCACUGUAAUCCAGAUGUUAUAAUAUCAAAUGGGGAAAAACUCCAUCUUAAAUGUGAGAUUGUUUGCAAAUUCCAACUCAACACACCUGCCCUAGAGUAUAACGCAGGGGUCUCCAACCUUGUAAUUUUAAAACCCGUGGCCUUCCAUUCCCAGAAUUCCUGAGCCAGCCAUGCUGGCUGGGGAAUUCUGGGAAUUGAAGGCCACAAGUCUUAUUUGCGAUCCCUGGAAUAAUGGCUGCACAUAGGAAUGGUGCGCUCACCCAUUUAUGCUAUGCGGAUGAAUAGGUAGAAGCAGCAUUAUCGGGUAGAUUUCUUUCCUGAGGAAGGAACAACUUGGCAACAGAUAUACAGCUAAAGAAUGCAGUUGUGUUUCCAUCUUAAGAGAACAACUAAUCAUGGCCACAAUGUUUUAAGAUUUUCUGACCUCUUCUUAUUCCAUUUUAACGGAAUUGAUCUGUCCAAAUUCCUGUAUGAAAAGGAGUCGAACUGCCCUUCUUCAAAUAUUGUAUAAAAAGCAGAGCUCGGCUUUUCUGUUAGCUAUCACCUUUCACCAAAUGUUGCAACGCUGUUUAUGAAAUUUAAAUGUGUAUUUUGAAAAGAAAAUGUACAUUUUAAAUCUAUUUUGAAAAGAAAUGUGUAUUUAAGUACAUAUUUUGAGAAGAUUUUUUUUUUUAAUGACAAGCCCUGCAAAUCAGUGCAUAUGUGGAAUAGGAUCCUAAAUUUAAAAAAAACAAAAACAAUGUGAAAUUGGAAUGAAACGGAAAUAAAAGUUUGUCUAUUUGUAUUGACUCUGUGCUAAUAAUGGGAUAGAGGAAGACUUCUUUAAGUAACUUGUUGAGUUGCUUCAUUCAUAAAUUAUCACUGAUGAAAGAAAUCGAUUUAAUUGGAGCAGUGACCAGCUGAUCGGUCAGGUGAUUCUGUAAAACCUGUGAAAAUGCAAUUUCCAGGGAUGAGUGAACAUGGAGCUGAUUUUGUCUGUGAAUAUAAACGUCAAAUGCCUUCAUUUUCGAUGAAUCAGUUGCUGUAUCUCGUCAUCCAGUCGCCUUGUAUUUCCCUAAGCGGUAUCCUUUGGUCCACUGCGGUGUGAAAACUCAAUGUUUCUUUCAUUCUUAAGGAAAAGUUCAAAAGUCAAUCAGGUUCGUUUUGCAGGACAUUUAAAUUUUUCCAAAAGUGGUUUUUGUUUUCUCCCUCAACAAGGGCAAGCGUUUAAAAAAAACAAAAAACAUAAAAUAAAAUCCAAAGUGCUCUCAAAAGCAUCGACUCUUCACCUUCCUCCAAAAUGCUCAUCCUGUCUAUAAAUGUGUACAGAGAUCUUUGUAUAUAGAGAUAAGCAUUAUUCAUAUUAAUAACAGUGUACAUAUUUAUCAGUAUUACAAAUUCCAUGGUGCUCCCCCCUUCCUUUUUAUUAAGAAGUCAGUGAAAUAAAGCAUUUUCAACCGAAGACAAGUGCCACCAAAAUGUUAUCCUUUGGAGGUCUGUUGUUGGUUCGCUGUGGCUUUCAUGAACACUUUUGCAAGAAGGUCCAUGUAGCAGAUGGUUUAAACAUUGACUUGUGUCCUUUGGCCCUACUUUGGGGCAAGCUCUGCAUCAGCCACUAGAAAUGCCUUAUGAGCAAAGUUGCUUGUUCCACCAACUUUGAGAGGUGAAGAAGAGAGAGAGAAGUCCAUAAUAGGAAACAGGGUUCCACAGGAGAUGCCAAUCUUCCCUUCCCACCAUCUCUGGGGCAGUAUGUUGUUGUUUUUUUUCUUUUAUUGAUCU